GUCAGUUUGGGUAAUUCACUCUGUUUCAUUUCCUUCUGAUAAGUUAAGUUAAAUGUUAACGCAGCUGAACGUGAGUCAUCCAGGUCGUUGUCUAACUGUGACUGUGGACCAACGGUAUAAAUACAAGUGUGUCAGUGUGUCAGUGUUCGACUCCUGGAAACAUGCUCCACUUCACACUCAGCUGCUCGUUGUUGCUCGCAGCGACAUGCUCGCUCAUGACAACAGAUGUUUCCGCAGAGAGAGUCGUCACCUGUGACAACGACGGGAACGUCCAGCGUCUGAGCUGCGACAGCGGAGUGAUCAGCGUGCAGGACGCUUUGUACGGACGCACAGACAGACAGACGUGCAGCGAGGGCCGACCUCCGCAGCAGCUCCUCAACACAGCAUGUUCUCUGCAGGGGACCUUUGACCUCCUGAGGACGAGGUGUGACGGGAAGAGAGUUUGUGAACUGAACACAAACGACGCCCGAAGGUCGGAUCCCUGCGUCGGCACCUUUAAAUACUUGGAGACCAAUUACACCUGUUUCCCAGCAAGUCAGUAACACGCGUGUCACAUGACACUCAGGAUCUAUUCAUGUGUG
Paralichthys olivaceus (Japanese flounder) is the source of this 581-nucleotide messenger RNA. NCBI's taxonomy places the organism in Eukaryota, Metazoa, Chordata, Actinopteri, Pleuronectiformes, Paralichthyidae. The record is from RefSeq and is a predicted model, not a curated record.